Macrobrachium nipponense is the source of this 2307-nucleotide messenger RNA. RefSeq names its product general transcription factor II-I repeat domain-containing protein 2-like. NCBI's taxonomy places the organism in Eukaryota, Metazoa, Arthropoda, Malacostraca, Decapoda, Palaemonidae. The transcript is spliced from 2 exons. The record is from RefSeq and is a predicted model, not a curated record. The coding region runs from base 374 to 1177 and encodes 267 amino acids.
UUGGGAUCAACUUUUGCUUUCCGACAUAAGAUUUGGUAUUGUAUCUUUCUUUUUUUUUUCCUUAUUUUUUUUUUUAAGUUACUGAACUAAAUAAAGAAAUCCGUAAAAUAAAGAAAUCCGUAAAUAACUAUAUAUCGAGUAUUUUUUCUGUUAUGUAAUUCAUGAGGAAAAAAGUGAUGAAACCAAUCUCUGAUUUUACACCGAACGCGGUUUGAACAUGUAUCUUACGUCAACGUUUCACGCCAACUUGCGUACAGGAGCAAAUCGAAAUCAGAUUAUCACAGUUCAUCUUUAGUGGCUAACUGCUUAUCAAAGAGUGCUUUUUCCAGUUGUGAUUAAUUUUCGCUUUCUGACAUAGGAUUUGGAUUUAAACAUGUCAUCUAACCCUAGAAAAAGGAAAAUAGAUGAGGAGGGUCGUGUGUUUAAUGAGAGUUGGACUUUUGACUACUUUGUUAUUUCACAUGCCGACAGUGCAUUGUGUCUUAUAUGUCACGAAAGAAUAAAGACCUUAAAGACAUUUAAAAUCAAGAGACAUUAUGAAUCACAGCACAAGAAUUAUUUUUCACUUCAAGGUGAUGUGCGCUCAAACAAGAUAUCUUUGAAAAAAUCAGUGUCUGCUCAGCAGAAAGGAAAGCCACCUAUUGAUGGGGAAUUUGUUAAAGAGUGCAUGAUAAAAACGGUCAAAGAAAUAUGUCCAGAAAAGUUGUCACUCUUUCAAAAUGUAAGUUUGUCUGCUUCAACAGUCACAAAGCGUAAGGAAGAUUUAAGUGGAGAAGUGUUUUCAACAUUAUCCGAGAAAGAACACAGUUUUCAAUAUUUUUCUUUAGCUUUGGAUGAAAGCAAUGAUAUUUUGGAUACAGCACAACUUCUGAUUUUUAUUAGAGGUGUUGACAAAAACUUUCAGGUUGUAGAAGAUUUGUGUGCCCUUCGAAGUAUGAAAGAUACUACAACAUCGGAAAAUCUCUUUUUAGAAGUACAUCAGGCGGUAAAUAACCUUGAUUUAUGUUGGGCCAAGUUAAAAAGUGUAACCACUGAUGGAGCAAGAAACAUGGUUGGAAGUAAAACAGGGUUGCUCGAGAAAAUCUGCAAUGAAGUCGUUCAUGGUACCCCUCCUCUGAAGUUCCAUUGCAUUAUUCAUCAGCAGGUACUGUGCAGUAAGGUUUUGAAGAUAUCAUGAACGUUGUCGUAUCAACUGUGAAUUUCAUUAGACGUCAUGGUUUGAAUCAUAGACAGUUUCAGACACUUUUAUCUGAAAUAGAUUCUGAGUAUGUUGAUGUAUUGUACCAUACUGAAGUGAGGUGGCUCAGCAAAGGAAAAGUUCUCAGGCGUUUUUUUGCUCUUCGUCAUGAAAUUGAAAUAUUUCUUACUAAAAAAGGAAAGAUUCCAGAAGCAUUUUCAGAUUCAGACUGGGUUUUCUGCUUAGCUUUCUUAUCUGAUAUAACUGAUCAUUUGAAUAAUUUGAACUUAAGACUGCAAGGCAAUAGAAAAUUGGUAUCAGAUAUGCUUACUGAGGUGAAAGCAUUUGAAAAUAAACUAGAUAUUUUUAUGAAACAGUUCAGUGAUGAAAACUUUAUACAUUUUCUUUGUUGUAAAGUGUUGCAGAAUGAGGAAAGGGAUACUUCAACUACCUCAAAAGAAAAAUGUACAAAGGCAAUGGAACUUUUAAAAGAAGAAUUUGCAAAUAUAUUUAAGGACUUCCAUGAUCAUAAGCAGGAAAUUCAAAUGUUCAAAACCCUUUCAGUGUAUCACCAGAAGAUAUUCCGGGAAUUUAUCAAAUGCAAAUAAUUGAUUUGCAAGCCAAUGAUGCCCUGAAAACCGCGUUUCAAGACAAUAGCCUUUUGGAAUUUUAUUCCAGUCUACCAGAAGAAUAUUCUGACUUGAAAAAGUUUGCUGUUGGCAUGUUUUCAGUUUUCUGUAGUCCAUAUAUCCGUGAGCAAACAUUUUCAAAAAUGAAACUAGUAAAAUCAAAACUUAGAUAUAAGCUUACUGGUGAGCAUCUUCACCAAAUUUUGAGACUUUCUGUUACAAAAGUAGAAAUAGAUAUUGCUAAGCUUGCAAAUACGAUGCAGCAUUACGUUUCCCAUUAAAGAUAAGAUAUAUAGAAUUUUCAAUAACUCAUUAUUUUCUUGCACAAACUCUACAAUAAAACGAGCUACUAUUAAGACUUUUUAAUUUAUAGGAAUAAUACCUACGUAGCAAUAGCUGGCAUAAGAGUGUAAGACUCUUAACUUAAACUAAACUCAAAAGAUGAAUAAUAUACAAAUAAAUGUGAACUUUCUCCGAUAGUAAGGAUAAUUCUAAUAUGCG